GGUAGGCUGGACUGGCAGCAACCUCAAGGACACAGGGAGUCCAAAGGGUUGUUGACAUACUGCGCCCUGCACCCCAAGUAAAACGUCUCUCAGAGAACAGGGCCAGGGCUCAAUCUCCACCAAAGGCAGGCGCGUGGAGAAACGGGACCUCUACUUUCCCAUCCCUCGCCUCGAUUCUGCACCCGCUCUAGCUAGGGGGUCAAGCCCAGCAGCACCCGGACUGGAGGGGAUAUUUGCUCUCCAGGCCACAGUCCCGCCCACUGCAAGCGCCACCUUGGUAAGGGAUUUCUCCGGGCAGAAGCAAACGGGAACUCAUGGCCUUCUUUAUUAAGAUGAGAUCUUCGAGUUCUGGCUGCCGCGCCAGGUCGCGCUACAUUCCAACGCUCCUCCGCCACAGCCAGAUCACUACACUCCUGCACGCGUUCCCACCGAGACUGCGCCUUCUUCCCCAACCCGAGCCUGUCCUUAAGUAAGAUGGAGGCGAGCGCACUUCCGGCGUGUGUCCUUACGGGUGCGUCCGGGCGGCUGCUGCAGGUGCCACCUAGCAGGUUCCAGCCUCUUUGCUGCAUAGAUUACAACGGAGAUGGCGGGCAAGCAGUCCGGCUGGAACCCGGUGGCUCUCCUCCAGCUCCUUCUCUGCGUGAACCCGAUGGUGAUGCCGCCCACCCAGGCCCGGAGUCUGCGCUUCGUUACCUUGCUGUACCGCCACGGAGACCGUUCACCAGUGAAGACAUAUCCCAAGGAUCCCUAUCAGGAAGAAGAAUGGCCCCAGGGGUUUGGUCAGUUAACCAAGGAGGGGAUGCUACAGCACUGGGAGCUUGGCCAGGCCCUGCGGCAGCGCUACCACGGCUUCUUAAACACCUCUUACCACCGGCAAGAGGUUUAUGUGCGAAGCACAGACUUUGACCGGACUCUCAUGAGUGCUGAGGCCAACCUGGCUGGACUCUUCCCUCCCAACGGGAUGCAGCGCUUCAACCCAAACAUCUCGUGGCAGCCUAUCCCUGUGCACACUGUGCCCAUGGCUGAGGACAGGCUGCUGAAGUUCCCGUUGGGCCCAUGUCCCCGUUAUGAGCAGCUGCAGAACGAGACUCGGCAGACACCAGAGUAUCAGAACGAGAGCUCUCGCAAUGCACAAUUUCUGGACAUGGUGGCCAACGAGACAGGGCUUACAGACCUGACACUGGAGAGCGUCUGGAAUGUCUACGACACACUCUUCUGUGAGCAAACGCACGGGCUGCGCCUGCCGCCCUGGGCCUCGCCCCAAACCAUGCAGCGUCUGAGCCGGCUGAAGGACUUCAGCUUCCGCUUCCUCUUCGGAAUCUACCAGCAGGCGGAGAAGGCCCGGCUUCAGGGGGGAGUCCUGCUGGCUCAGAUACGGAAGAACUUGACCCUAAUGGCGACCACCUCCCAGCUCCCCAAGCUGCUGGUUUACUCCGCGCACGACACUACCCUGGUUGCCCUGCAAAUGGCACUGGACGUCUACAAUGGCGAACAAGCCCCCUACGCCUCCUGCCACAUAUUUGAACUGUACCAGGAAGAUUCUGGGAAUUUCUCAGUGGAGAUGUACUUUCGGAACGAGAGUGAGAGGGCCCCCUGGCCACUCAGCCUGCCUGGCUGCCCUCACCGCUGCCCACUGCAGGACUUCCUUCGCCUCACAGAGCCCGUCGUGCCCAAGGAUUGGCAGCAAGAGUGCCAGCUGGCAAGCGGUCCUGCAGACACAGAGGUGAUUGUGGCCUUGGCUGUAUGUGGCUCCAUCCUCUUCCUCCUCAUAGUGCUGCUCCUCACCGUCCUCUUCCGGAUGCAGGCCCAGCCUCCAGGCUACCGCCACGUCGCAGACGGGGAGGACCACGCCUGACAACCAUUCAGCCCCCUUCGGAGGUGGGCUGGGCCCUCACUCCUGACUGUUGCUGCUCCCCAGCCCAUGGACAGGAGACCCUGGGUUGGGCCUCUCUCUGAUGACCCUAGCCAGAUGAGCGAGUGGGGUUCAGCAUGGCCCGUGGUCACGCCUGUCACCCAGCAUUCCCAUGCCUGAUGUUUACCAAGUGCUAUGUUGGACACUGGCUUUCUCCAAACAGGAUUUGCCUCCUCCACACUCCCUACACACCCGAGAUGGAAACUGGCGGUCGGUGUUCACUCAGGACCUAGGAUUAGAGAAUGGCAGAGUUGGUGCUCGAUCCGCCUUGCACUUCUGUCAAGCCCUGCUCUUUCUCCUCCAGUCUGGUCUCUGGCGAAUGGCUCAGAGGACACGGUCUUCCCUCUCAUGAGUGCUUAUUUUAGUGGGAAAAACAGCUAAUACUAGGAGUACGAAUAUUGGCUCCCAAGGAACUGGGUCACCCAGCAACCAGCCAGCCACAUUUCCCUUUGCCUGGAGCCACCAUCGGACUCAGACAGAAUGCUUCCGGAAUCUUUGCCACCCUUUCAUCUGGAGCAGGUCGGAAGGGUGUCUGUACUUGGGAGGGAGUGGGGAGUGGUGGGAGGGGAGCUGCUUGUCACACGGAAUCAGGACACUGCUCUCCCUCAGCUGGGCUGGGGUCUCCAGGGACUUGAGUGACAUGGAGGUUGUGAGCUGGAAAGCUCUAGACUGUGGUCCAGAAUAGGGCUGGGGCAGCUCCUGGAGAAUGAAAGUUUGGACUGCUA
Saimiri boliviensis boliviensis (Bolivian squirrel monkey) is the source of this 2637-nucleotide messenger RNA. NCBI's taxonomy places the organism in Eukaryota, Metazoa, Chordata, Mammalia, Primates, Cebidae. The record is from RefSeq and is a predicted model, not a curated record.